Molecule: messenger RNA, 1630 nt
Organism: Halichondria panicea
Lineage: Eukaryota; Metazoa; Porifera; Demospongiae; Suberitida; Halichondriidae
Product: polyglutamylase complex subunit TTLL1-like
Exons: 16
Coding region: 261-1532 (423 amino acids)
Biological process (GO): protein polyglutamylation; microtubule cytoskeleton organization
Cellular component (GO): cilium
Molecular function (GO): tubulin binding; tubulin-glutamic acid ligase activity
Source: RefSeq, a predicted model, not a curated record
AGUAUGAUCCGGGAUCCGGGAGUGGGUUUUUCAUCUAGACCCCGGUUGUCUUGGAAGACCAAAUAAAUCUCCCCGGACAAAAUCUGUCAAGAGGCUGAGCCGGCCACAGGUGUUUCUUGCUCGGUCUUCAUGAUAUAACCACCCACCAGCUGCACAAAUCAUCCAAGCAUUGACUACCAUAGGUUAGAAUCGAGGCUAGGGUGUGGCUACAUUUAGGACGCGCCAAAUUGUCAAUGCAGCUGUCGCCACUUUUAUAGGAUAUGGCUGUAGCUAGUGGGGCCAGGCUAAAAUGGACCAGUGACCUGGACAAGAGUGUACUUGUGACUAACUUUGAAAAGAGAGGCUGGGUGAAAAGCUCAUUUGAAGACGGUGAUUGGAACUUUUAUUGGUGCAGUGUGUAUACAGUCCGUUCAAUCUUCAGUGUAGAUUCCGGAAUUAGGCUCAGUGAUAAUCAAAUGGUUUGUCAUUUCCCCAAUUUCUAUGAGCUCACUCGUAAGGAUUGCCUUGUCAAGAAUAUUAAACGUUACCGCAAGGAUCUUGAGAGAGAUGGAAGCAGUUUAGCAGAAAGAGAUGAACUGGGAAGAUACAUUCAUCUGGAUUUUAUCCCAGUAACGUUUAUGCUACCUGCUGAUUACAACAUUUUUGUUGAAGAGUUUAGAAGAAAUCCAGCUACAACUUGGAUCAUGAAGCCUGCAGCUAAAGCGCAAGGAGUUGGGAUAUUUUUGAUCAACAAAUUGUCACAGCUGAAAAAGUGGUCAAAGGAUAACAGUAAAGUGAAUCUGGUACCCCAUACGAAGGAGGUGUACGUAAUUUCUCGAUACAUUGAAAACCCUCUGCUAAUCGGUGGGAAGAAGUUCGAUCUUAGGCUGUAUGUACUGGUCACUUCUUAUCGACCUUUGAAAGCAUACAUGUACCGUCUUGGAUUUUGUCGGUUUUGCACUGUUAAGUACAACGCCAGUGUGAAUGAACUUGACAACAUGUUUGUUCAUCUCACAAACGUGUCUAUACAGAAACACGGAGAUGAAUACAACGACAGUCACGGAGGGAAGUGGACAGUGGAGAAUCUCAGACUAUUGCUAGAGAGUACUCGUGGUAAACCGGCCACUGACAAGCUUUUUGAUGAGAUGCACUGGUUGAUUGUUCACUCUUUAAAGGCUGUGCAGAAUGUAUUGUCAAGUGAUCGGCACUGCUUCGAGUGCUAUGGAUAUGACAUCAUCAUCGACACUGAAUUAAAACCAUGGCUAAUUGAAGUGAAUGCUUCGCCUUCCCUUGCGUACACAACGGCAAGUGAUCGCAUCAUGAAGUCGUGUCUGAUUAAUGACAUUAUUAAUAUCAUCUUGCCACCUACUGGCCUUCCAGACAUUAGGUGGUCAAAGAUUCCUAGCAGAGAAUCACUUGGGAAGUUCGACUUGCUCUAUGACGAGGAAUUAGCUCAGGCAGAUGCUAGAGAGCAAGAAGUCAAGUCAAGAACCAAGCAGCAACGAUUUAAAGGUCAUCAUGAGGGAGUGCGUAAACCACCAACUUGGAAGUAGUGCAACGUGAUUUAUAUAGCCUUAAAAUAUAAAUUUUAUUAUUGUGUUAAAUAAUUAUUAUACCAAUGUACUGUGGUAAUUAGUGUUAUUUUUCUACA